Molecule: messenger RNA, 3587 nt
Organism: Carica papaya (papaya)
Lineage: Eukaryota; Viridiplantae; Streptophyta; Magnoliopsida; Brassicales; Caricaceae
Product: protein FAR1-RELATED SEQUENCE 5-like
Biological process (GO): regulation of DNA-templated transcription
Molecular function (GO): zinc ion binding
Source: RefSeq, a predicted model, not a curated record
UAUGUUACCAUCACAAAAGAGAUUAACCUUUGCCCAGGCUGUUGAAGCUGACUUAGCAAAUUCUUCGUCUAUGGAUGGGGUGCCAAAGCUUGGAAUGGGUUUUGAAUCAGAAAAUCACGCAUAUGAUUUUUAUAAUUCAUAUGCGGGGCGAAUAGGUUUUAGCGUUCGUAAAGACUAUGUAAAUAGGAGUAAGAUAGAUGGUGGUGUGGCAUCAAGGAGGUUCACUUGUUUCAGAGAGGGUUUUCGGCAGAAAGACAAAAGGGAUUUGAAUGUGAAGAGACCUAGAAAGGAAACAAGAAUUGGUUGUCUAGCACAACUGGUCAUUUCACGUCAACCUGAUGGUAAAUAUCGUGUUACUCAUUUUGAAGAAAAGCACAAUCAUGAACUUGUUGCUGCAUCUAGGGUUCGCAUGUUACGAUCACAGAAGAGAGUAGCUUUAGCCCAAGUUGUUGAAAGCAAUGCACAAGAUGGCUCUAAAGACCAGUCAACAUUGUUUUCUGAAUUUUCAUGUCAAUCAGUUAGGGACUGUGUUGACCAUGGGUAUAAUACUAUUGAUUACAGUAGUAGACUAUCUUCAAAACGUACGAGAGAAAUGAAAGAAGGUGAAGCAGGGAGACUGCAGCAAUAUUUUCAAACAAAGCAAGCCAAGAAUCCAUCUUUUUUUUAUGCUAUGCAACUUGAUGCUGAAGAUCAAAUUGCUAACAUAUUUUGGGCCGACGCAAAGAUGGUGGUAGACUAUAGUGAUUUCGGUGAUGUUGUUUGCUUUGAUACAACCUGUAGAUUAAAUAAUGAUUGUCGACCAUUUUCACCUUUCAUUGGUGUGAACCACCAUCAACAAAUGGUGGUCUUUGGUGCUGCUCUUUUGUAUGAUGAAACUGUUGAUUCUUUUAAGUGGCUAUUUCGAACUUUUCUGGAAGCGAUGUCUGGAAAGACACCAAAGACGUUCGUCAGUGAUGAAGAUCCUAUCCUGACAGAGGCAAUUGACUCAGUAUUUCCAGAAUCAGAUCAUCGGAUAUGUGUUUGGCAUGUAUACCAAAAAAUACUCAAACAACUAAGCCCUGGGUUUGCAGGCUCAAGUUCUUUCGUAAAUGACGUGAGCAGUUGCCUCUUUUAUCAUGAGGAAGAAGAAGACUUCAUUAAUGCAUGGAAGGUUUUACUCGAUGUUUAUGGUCUUUGGGAAAAUGAGUGGCUGACGGAGUUAUUUGAAAAUAGAGAGAAAUGGGCCAUGGCAUAUAGAAGGCAUAUUUUUUGUGCUGGCAUAAAAGGUUCCCGGCUGUAUGAAGGCUUUGAUUCUAAUUUGAAGAAGUAUCUAAAGUUUGACACAGAUGUCCUUUCGUUUUUAAAGUAUUUUGGGAAAUUGGUAAGUAAUUGGCAUUACAAAGAAUUGGAAGCUAAUUAUAAUAUGAGUCAGAAUAUGCCGAGACUGAUAGGGGAUAUUAUUCUGUUGAAGCAUGCAAGGGAUCUAUACACACCUGAGAUAUUCGAAUUGUUUCAGCAAGAAUACGAAACAUGCUUAAAUAUGGUUAUCGACCAAGGCACUGAGACUGGACCAGUGAUUGAGUAUAAAGUAAGCAUAUUCAGGCAACUACGGGAAUAUAGAGUUAUCUUUAACUUCUCUGACAUGAAAGUUGCCUGCAAUUGUAUGAAAUUUGAGUUCAUGGGAGUCCUGUGCAGUCAUGCUCUUAAAGUGCUGGAUUAUAAAAAUAUCAAGAUGCUCCCUAUCCAAUUCAUCUUGAAGAGGUGGACCAGAGAUGCAAGGAUAUAAGUACCAUCAAAAUUUCUGUAUACAUCACAUGAGAAAGACUGCAAAUUGGCUGAGAGGAGCUGAAAAUUAUAAGGUCUCAGAACUAGAACUGGUUAAUUUAUGAUGAAGCCUGCAUUUCAUGUAAAGAAAUAACAAUUCAUGACAAGACUCAAGAGAGAGCAGGUUGGCCAAAUAAUUCUGUAUUUGCAUUGCAAAUCAAGUACAUAAAUAUCUUUCAUCUGUAUUAUAAAAUAUGGAAGAAUUUAUGUUUCCAUUCUAUAAUCUUUUUAAACUUCCAUAAACACACAACCUUUGAAUCAGUUUCCUUUACCUGAUGAAGUGCAUGACCUUUUGUGAUGACCGAAGCAAUCUGUCUUGCCUGGGCAUGGGAGCACAUUCAGACCUUUCUUUUUACGUUGAAUUUCUUUUCCUGGGAUGUAUAGAUAGUUACUGAGGCUUUCAUGUACUGUAGCAGGAAAGCAGCUCCUACAGUCAUCUAAUUCUAGCUCACACAUCGUAGCUAGUCAAUGCCUAUGUUUUGAUGCUGCUGAAAUUCUUCCUGGAACAUUCCAUAUUCUCUGUCAAUUUCUCUCAUCACAGCUGUAUUGGAAGGCAGAACUUAGAUUCCCUCAAGUAAUGGAAGAUACUAUUUACACUACAUGAUGCGAGGUAAGAAAAUGAGAUAGAUGUUUGGGACGUGCAGGUCUAUUAACACUGGAAAUUGUCUCCUUGAAAAUUUCUGAAGUUAUUGUUCAUUAUUGAGGUAGGCCUAACCAAAGUUUAUUUUUGUUGUCGUAUUACAACGCCCAUACUAGUUUGUUAGAAUGACUACCUUUUGGGUUAACUACACAUCCUAUAAAAUGAGGCAGUUCCAUUCAUCAUUUUGAACAAUAUCUGUGUAUCUUCCUGCAACCUCAGGAAUCAUCACAGGUUCUUGAUAAUUUCCAUAUUAACUCUAAAUUUGUAUGUAAGUUGAGAAAAUCUUGUUCCAGCAUUCAUCUCAUCAAAUUGAUUUACAUGGAUGGUAUUACAGUGCCUACAUUUAUACCAGCUGAUAUUUAAGAUACAAUGAAAUCUUGGCUGCAAUUUUAAAGUUAAUUACAUGAAGAAUCUUGGCGAGCAUAGAUGAGUUGGCAUUAAUUGAGAAUGAAAGUCCCUCACGCAUGACUUUCACUCUGGUACACAGGCAGUGAAUGAGAACGAGCUGAAGCUUGAUUAUUGUUUGCCUGAACAUGAUUGGAGCUACUGUUCUUGGUUGAGGAUCUCUGAGGAUGAGAGGUUUUGGUUUGGACUAUGCUGGUGCUGCUGGGACCCGUUUUUCUCCUUAGUGCCGUUGAUUUUGACUCAGGAUGUGUUGAUGGUACCUGCAGGACGUGCCAAUGAACCUUCAGAAGUUAUCUCUGAGCAAAAUUUCAAAAUUCUGCAGAUGCGAAGGAGAAGAAAAAGAGUAAACAAACUGGAGUUCAGGUUGCAUAUUGUCACGCGGACAGCCAGUGAUGAUUAACCCAUAUGUCAACUUGAUAACUCCCCAUUGCAUAUGGAGAUUAACAUGUCAAGAGGAUAAAAUGGACAGGAUGUGUUACGUGAUACUGGAGGAUAUUAGUUGUGUUUGCUAGUAGUCCUGACAAUUUUUUCAAAUAGCAGCAGCUGCUAUUUGUUGCAUUGCUAGUUUGCUAGAUGUUGUAUGUCAGGAAUCCUGAUAUUACUUUUUCUGUGUAAGGUGCAAGAGAAUCCCGGAUGGUUGUAUUGCUACUUGCAAUUUAAACUUUCUUUGGGACAGUUCAGUAUUUUCUGGGUUGAUUUUUUAAAUACGAACAAAUGUAAACGAAACACAUUGAGAGCA